GGCAACAUGAUGCUGCUGGACGACGGCCGCCUGGGGCUGAUCGAUUUCGGGCUAAUGGCCCAGAUGACGCCCGUACAUCAGGAGAGGCCGAGAUUGACGAGGAUGAGAACAACCUCAGCACCCCCCGCGGUGAUCCAAGCUCUUGCGAGGAGAGCAUGGCCUCCGCCAUCCUCAACCUGCUGUCCGGCGACUAUCGGGCGCUCGAGCGCUGCUUCGAGGGAAUGGGGAUUCUGAACACGGACGUGGAUGACGUCCGCCGCCCUGGCACCGAGGCGCCCUUCGCAGAGGCGUUGGAG
Messenger RNA from Prorocentrum cordatum, 296 nucleotides. NCBI's taxonomy places the organism in Eukaryota, Dinophyceae, Prorocentrales, Prorocentraceae. The record is from the annotation of a GenBank genome assembly.